AUGCCGUUCUCCGUUCAUUCAACGCUGGAGAAGCACAUGAGAAAAUGUGUGGUGAAUAACAGUCAGUCAGUAGCUCGUGACGCUUCUCCAGCAGCAGAUCGACCUCGUCCGACUCCAUCCGCUCUAGCCGAUGCCACUUCAUUGCUAGCUCUCUCGAAUCCACCACAACAACCACCAUCUUCGGUGUCGCAGAGCAAUCAGAUCGUUCUCAAUUGGCUUCAGGCAUUGAACGUCUCUCACGCUCCUGUGCGUCAACCACUGACUUCCGUUGGAUCUCUCGGUGCCAAGGAGGAAUUCCAGGAAGUCGACGAGGACAUGGAGGACUCGGAAGCUUCUGAGCUUAACGAGAGGCUUAAGAAGGAAGCAGCCGAGUCGUCAGCUGUCAGCGUCUGA
Messenger RNA from Cooperia oncophora, 393 nucleotides. The record is from the annotation of a GenBank genome assembly. Lineage: Eukaryota; Metazoa; Nematoda; Chromadorea; Rhabditida; Trichostrongylidae.